Cyprinodon tularosa is the source of this 974-nucleotide messenger RNA. RefSeq names its product ubiquitin-conjugating enzyme E2 E1. Lineage: Eukaryota; Metazoa; Chordata; Actinopteri; Cyprinodontiformes; Cyprinodontidae. Gene Ontology annotation, molecular function: ubiquitin conjugating enzyme activity. The transcript has 6 exons. The record is from RefSeq and is a predicted model, not a curated record. Gene Ontology annotation, cellular component: nucleus. Gene Ontology annotation, biological process: protein polyubiquitination. The coding region runs from base 181 to 765 and encodes 194 amino acids.
GAAUGUUGUAGUGUGGUAGGCUGGGCUGUUUCCACAGUAGGACCGGUGCAGCUCUGCCUACUGCAGCCGCGGGAGGUUACUUCCGUUCCGCAGAGGGCGACAGGCAACAGCCAGCCUCGACUGUGGCGGAGGUCCAGACACAAUAGACGGGGUUGCGGUUCUUCUUCAAUCCAAACCGGAAUGUCGGAUGAGGAUUCCCGUGCCAGCACCAGCUCUUCCUCAUCACCACCUUCCUCCAGCCAAAGCAGACAUCGGGACACGCAGGGCAAGAAGAAACGGGAGACUAAAGCCAGCAUGAGCAAGACCUCCAAGCUGCUUUCCACCAGCGCCAAAAGGAUUCAGAAAGAGCUGGCGGAUAUUACACUGGACCCUCCACCAAACUGCAGUGCUGGUCCAAAAGGAGACAACAUCUACGAGUGGCGAUCAACCAUCCUGGGACCACCAGGCUCUGUGUAUGAGGGAGGGGUCUUCUUUCUGGACAUCGCCUUCACACCGGACUACCCAUUCAAACCCCCAAAGGUCACGUUCCGUACGAGGAUCUAUCACUGCAACAUCAACAGCCAGGGGGUGAUCUGCCUGGACAUCCUGAAGGACAACUGGAGCCCCGCCCUCACCAUCUCCAAGGUGCUGCUGUCCAUCUGCUCCCUGCUCACAGACUGUAACCCAGCUGAUCCUCUGGUGGGAAGCAUCGCCACUCAGUACACGACUAACAGAGCCGAACAUGACCGAACAGCCAAACAGUGGACAAAACGAUACGCCACAUAAACCCACAGGACACCAGUGGGAGGAAGAGGACGAAGAAGAAGAAGAGGAGGAGGAGGAAGAGGAGGCUCGGGGUGGGGGGUGAUCUGUGUUGUUUGUGACAGGGGUUAUUUUUAUCUCAUAUUUUUAGUACUUUGUCGGCUAUAAUUUUUGUUUCCUGGUUAAGUUAUCUCUGUGAACAUGCUAAUAAAGGAAAACGAUGUACCAACUCA